CAGUGAUCCAGGGUUCUGUCAGACUGUUAAAGACCCCACUCUCCACACCUCAGCCGUUGAUCUCGCUCCCCAACCACCUCCAGCCAUGGACCCGCGUAAUCUGCCCCAGCGCACUACUCCUCAUUGGAGCCUCUACCAGCGCGAAUGCUUUGAGAGCGGCACAAAAGACGGCCGCCUUCCCCCAUUCAACACGCACCCAGACAACCUUGUCCAGCUCGCGCGCCAACGCCUGAGCGCCGGCGGCUGGUCCUACGCAGCCUGCGACGCAGGCCUAGGCAGCACCAAUGCCUCGAAUCGAGCGGCGUUCCAGCGCUGGAAAAUCAUCCCGCGCAUGCUCGUAGACACAAACAGGCGCGACACGACGAUUGAGCUGUUUGGAAAGAAGUUGGCGGCGCCCAUUGCCUUUAGCCCUAUUGGAAUCAACAAGAUCUACCAUCCCGAGGGGGAGCUGCCCGUGGCGAGAGUCGCCGGCGAACUCGGCCUCCCCUACAGCCUGUCCACGGCUGGUUCGUGCAGCAUCGAGGACGCCGGCGAACACAAUCGCAUCGGCGCUCAGAUCGGGACACAGCAGGGCCGAGGUGCCUUUUAUCCUGACGGCAUCAGGUGGUUCCAGCUGUACAUGCCUCAUGACGAAGAGUUGGCCGACUCGCUCCUGAAGCGCGCCCACAAGGCUGGCUUCGAGGCGUGCAUCAUGACGCUUGAUACCUGGCAGCUCGCAUGGAGACACGAAGACAUCGCGCUGAGUAACUACGGCUUCUACCGUGGCACUGGUACCGAGCUUGGCCUUUCGGACCCCGUCUUUGUCAAGCGCCUUUCUCAAGUUGGCAUCAAUGCCGCCAAGGAUCCCAAGGCGGCUGGCAGGCACUGGAUCGACCAGGUGUGGCACGGAAAGGCCUUUUCCUGGGCAGACAUCCCGGCCAUUCGAGAAAAGUGGCGCAAGAUCAGCGGUGGGAAACCUUUUCUUCUCAAGGGCAUCCAGAACGUCGAGGAUGCCAAGCGGGCGGUGGAGUGCGGAUGCGAGGGCAUCGUCGUGAGCAACCAUGCGGGUAGGCAGGUCGACGGAGCUGUGGGAAGCCUCGAUGUCUUGAAGGAUGUUGUCGAUGCCGUUGGAGACAAGCUCGAGGUUCUCUUCGACAGUGGUGUCCGGGGAGGAGCCGAUGUCUUCAAGGCCCUUGCCCUUGGCGCAAAGUGCGUCAUGAUUGGACGAAUGUGGGUCUAUGGCCUUUCAAUCCAGGGCGAAGAGGGCGUGCGCCACGUUCUUCGAAGUCUCCUUGCGGACUUCGACAUCCUCAUGAACGUCGGCGGCUUCCGCUCCAUCGCCGAGAUCGACCGUAGCGCCCUCAAGUACUUGCCAGACCCUCCUCAUCACCUUUAGAUGCUCUCCGCUUGGAAUUGUUUGAUCGGGUAUCAUUUCGAUUGCAAAAUACACG
Molecule: messenger RNA, 1430 nt
Organism: Acaromyces ingoldii
Lineage: Eukaryota; Fungi; Basidiomycota; Exobasidiomycetes; Exobasidiales; Cryptobasidiaceae
Product: FMN-dependent alpha-hydroxy acid dehydrogenase
Exons: 5
Coding region: 86-1375 (429 amino acids)
Molecular function (GO): FMN binding; oxidoreductase activity
Source: RefSeq, a predicted model, not a curated record